UAAUAUUAUAUAGCUGUAAAUGAGCAUGCUACAUUGAUUUGUUGUUUAUAAAUUAAUUAACGAUUCUUAUUGGAGGCUAGACAGCGGGUAAGGUUUGUUUCGUCACUAUAGUGAGAAGUUCGAGUGGUUUGCUUUCGAAUUAAAUGAGUUUACGCAAACUUAGUCAGGUCUGAUGGGUUCAUACGGCGUAGUUAGCGAAGUAGAAAAGAAACGCAACAUUCCGCUGUAUAGAUUACUUUUAUAAACUAAGCAUUUAAUCAGGUUUUUGACAUAGAUAAGUGAAAUGCAAGUGAUCUUGUAACAGUGUUAGGCAACACAAUGGGGCGAAUGCUUAUUUUUGUGCUUGCCCUGGUUGUAAACUGCUGUUUAGGAAACACACAUGCUCAACAAAUACGGCACAACUAUGGGAUAGAAGUAGCGAAUGGCCGAGUCGUUUAUAUGACGAAGAAUUUGCUUUCUUUCCCAAGUGACCCUGAAACUCCGUGCAAAGUUGAAGUUGUGCAAAACGAACCGAUGUAUCAAAAAGUCGGAUCCUUUACGCCCGAGACGUUCGAUUGCGACUACCUCCCGAAUUCUGUUAGAUACGAGCACAACGGUUCACCAUUUCUUCAUGAAGAUGUUGUUAAACUUCGAACUUACAUUCUUAUGCCUAACGAAACUGUUCAAGAAACCGUGUUAGUGCAUAUCACAAUAUUAAAUUCUCGAUGUGACAUCAUUCAAAUUAACGAAGUACCAUUGCGUGUGGAAAGGACAACUUCGGUUUCCAACCCGAUCAACAGAGAUGUAAUGGAGUUUCAUUACGACCGUGAUUUUGAUACUAUAUGCGAGGUUCAGAUCAUGUACGAGGGUUUAUAUGAUUUUCCCGCCCAUGGGGAAUUGGUUAAAACCGCAAACUCAACAGACGAACAUGAAUUGACGUCUCCACAAUAUAUUAGAACUGGGACAAUUGUAUCAAGAUGCGAUGACUUUUUAUUGUUAGGUGUUCGAUACAAACAUGGAUCAUCCCCCACACCUGAUGUUGAUUAUAUUCCAAUUCAUGUCAUUGUUACUGACAGGAGAUCUGGUUCUGUUUUAACACAAGAGAAGCAUUACCUACCUGUGAUAAUUUCUUAUGCAUUCCCAAACCAACCACCAAAGCCUUCAUUUACAAAUAUGUACAUUCUUGAGGUUGACCAAUUUGUGCUUACCAACAUUUUGCCGAUGACUGUGUCAGCAAUGGAUGGUGAAACUAACAAUGAACGUCUUAUUUUCAAUAUUACUAAACCACCAGCUGAUGGGUUUAUUACACAUUUGAAUGAUGAAAGCAAACAGAUUGACUCGUUUUUGCAAGAGGAUUUACAGAGUCUUCAGAUUGCAUAUCAACCACCAAAUAUUAGUUAUCCAGAAAGACAUUCUUUUGUUGUUGAAUUCGUUGUCUUUGACUCAUAUUAUCUACAAAGCCUUCCAAUUAAAGCGCUAUUCUCAGUUAGAGUUGCACGCACAAAUGCACCAAGAGUGUCCUGGAAUAUGGGAUUAUCUAUGUUGGAGGGACAGUCUCGACCACUCACCCACAAUUCUUUCCAAAUUGUAGACAGAGACAAUCUUUACCAGGUGCGGUUUAUGUUGGCUGGGGGAUUACAACAUGGGCGUUUAUAUAUCAACAAUAGACCUGGGUUUACCUUCAAUUGGAGAGAUAUUGAAAACAAUGUAGUUGUAUAUCGUCAUGACGAUACUGACACACGGAAAGAUAAAAUUGUUUUUCGAAUAACUGAUGGAUUUCACAGCACAAGAUUUAAACUUCCAAUUACAAUCUUACCCAAAGACGAUGCACCUCCAUAUUUAAUAAAUAAUAUUGUUUUCAAUGUACGGGAAGGUCAGACAAUUCUGAUUCAUCGUUUCAUGUUGGAAGCUCAUGAUGCAGAUUCAAGCGCAGAUUAUAUUAAGUUUAACAUUACUAAACUACCAUCUGCUGGCGAGAUACAAAAAAGACGUAAAUGGGAACGUGCUGGUUGGUUUGUCGACAAGUUUCAACAAUCUGAUCUUUAUCAGGGCCUAAUAUAUUACAAGCAUCUUGGGAAUGAACUAUUUGAAGAUUCAUUUGAAUUUACAUUGAUUGACAGCUGUGUUCCUGUGCCCAACAUAUCCCCUGUUCAUAAAGUCGUGAUACGAAUCACCCCUGUUGAUGACCUUCCACCUCAACCUGCUGAUGGAAAUACAUUGUCGCUUACAUUGAAUGAAACAGAUGUUGUACAUUUGACCAGAAGAGAGUUGCAUUAUAUUGAUAUGGAAGAUGAGGAAACUGAUGUGACGUUUACUAUUGACAUAGGUUGUCGAGUAAUUGGAAAAAAUGAUGAAAUGAAUGCUGGUCGGUUGGUCUUUACAGAUGAUAUGGUGAUGUUAAUGAAAGAUCCAUCUGUACCAACUUUACGUACAUUCACACAAAGUGCUGUUGAUCAUCAAAAAGUAGCAUACAUGCCUCCAAUGUCAGAUAUUGGUUUGCAUCCGGUUGAUAUUGAGUUCAUAUUCACAGUGAGUGAUGAUCAUAAUAGGCAAGUGAGAGGAGUUAACUUUGCAAUCACACUUCUACCUGUUGAUAACCAGGCACCUUCAAUCCAAGGUACAAGUUUAUAUUUGAAUGAAGGAGGAACAGAAAAUAUUUCCCCUGAUUUGAUUCAAAUAGAUGAUGAGGACACUUUAAGAGAAAACAUCAUCCUUGUUUUAACAAAAGUACCAUCAGCAGGAACAAUUUUCCGAGAUGGAGUAGCUAUGGUUGAAAAUGAUACUUUUUUAUGUCAAGAUAUUGAGCAAUUUCGAAUGGUUUAUACUCACGAUGGUUCUGAAAAUCAUCUUGAUCAGUUUGAACUAACAGUGAGCGAUGGAAAACAAACAUCUUCAACAUUGAUGAAAGUGCAAAUGGAACCUGUUGAUGAUUUAUCUCCGUCUAUUCAUGGCAGCAACACAACAUUGAGCGUACAUGAAGGUGGCUCUGUAUUAAUCGAUAGUGAGUUUCUUUCCGCCACAGAUGAAGAUACAACAGAUGACAAUCUUAUAUUUGAAGUCUUGUCGUUUCCAAGUCAUGGAAACAUAGUUAUUAAUGGCAAGACCGUCACCACAUUUCUGCAACAAGAUAUAAUAAAUAAGAAAGUGUUUUACAUCCAUGAUAAGUCAGAAGUUGGUCAGUCUGUCAUGCAUGAUGUUGCAACCGUGAUGGUGACAGAUAGAAGAGGUCAACCAAGUGAAGAUGAUAACUCUGUUGUAAAAACAAAGGAUUUGUUGUUUGAUAUUUAUCCAAUUAACUCACGACCACCAAGGAUUGCGCUCGGAAACGAAGUUUUUAGAUGCAAUGAAGGAGAAUUCAAAACUUUGUCUCAAAAUUUCUUAAUGGCUGAUGACAUUGACACACCCAGUUUAAAUCUUAGUUUUAUAAUAACCGAAAACCCAACUUUUGGUUAUUUGGAAGAUGUAACUCCAAGACCGGGUUAUGAAAAAAUCAUUGGAAAAAGAACAACUCGCUUCAAUUAUUCUCAACUAUUGGAUGGAAAUAUUCGUUAUGUUCAGUCAAUUCAUGAUGGAAUUGAACCAACAUCCGAUCAAUUUUCUAUUCAAGCAACAGACGGACAUUACUUCUCUCAACAGGUACCUUUUCUUGUAUCAAUAACUCCAAUGAAUGAUGAAGAACCUGUUUUCCGCGUCGAAAAUAUAACAUGUAGUGAAGGAAACAUGUCACCCAUGACAUUGAUUGUGGAUGAUAUGGAUAUCCCUCAUGAUAAUGUGAUGGUGGUCGUGAGUAAACCUCCAUCACACGGGAUGGUUGUUGAUGAAAUGGAAAUGUUGGCGAGAGUUCGACGAUCUGAUGACGUGCUAAGGUAUAGGGAAGAGAGUCACCAUGAUGAAAUGCAUGAAAUGAAUGAAUUCUCAAUGGAACAACUAGCCCACCAUAAUGUUAUGCCAACUUACAUGCAUGAUGGAUCGGAAUCUACAUUUGAUCAAAUUGAACUCAAAGUAACAGAUGGCAUACAUAUUCAAAAAACAAAAUUGAUGGUUAAUAUAAUUCAAGUAAAUGAUGAAAGACCAAUUGUUGUUCGUAAUGAAGGAAUUAGAUUAGAAAUUGGAUCGACAAAGAUCAUAAGUUCAGUUUCAUUGCAAACCACUGAUGCGGACACAGAAUCGUCGGAAUUGGUUUACGAGUUGCAUUCAAUACCAAGAAGAGGAGACUUGCAAAUAAAAAGAGGAAAUGUAUGGGACAGUUUAGAAUAUGCUCAUACUUUCACCGAGGAGGAUGUUGAAAUGAAUCGAAUCCGUUACCAACAUUCAAGUGUUCUCGGGUCGAAAGCACAAGAUUCGUUCAGGUUUUCUGUGACUGAUGGUGAAUUUACAACCCAUCGUAUUAGGUUUAACAUUAAUAUUGAACACACCAAGAAAAAUGCUGUUCAUAUUAUAACUCAUCCCCUGCAUGUAAAUGAAGGAGGCCAGGGUUUUGUUACCAGCAACAUUCUGUUAGCAAGUGAUGGUGCACAUCGACCAGAAGAAAUUACGUUUGAUGUUAUUGGUCUACCAUUAUAUGGUCAAAUUGAAUAUGUCAAUUUUCCACAAAUUCCAAUUGAAAUGUUUAGCCAGCUUGAUGUGUUAGCACGAAAUGUUAAAUAUGUUCACACAAGCAAAGUUGACUCACCUGUGGAUUCUUUUCAUAUCUUGGCAAGUAAUGGCAUAAAAACCAAAGAAGUGGAUGUCACUGUUCUCAUCACAUCUGUAGAUGAAGAACUUCCUCGUGUAUCAAUCCACACCGAUGUAACAUCAUCGAAUAUAAAUGCUGGUCAAUCCAACCUUAUGAUGUACAGUGGAUCAACUGUUACCAUAACUAACAUGAUAAUCAACAUAACUGAUGAUGAUACAGCCGAUGAUAAUGUUCGACUAAAUAUUGUGGAUCACCCUGAACAUGGAUCACUUACAUGUGAUGGUAAUUUUAUCGGUCAAUCAACUGUAAUCUCACUCAAUGAUUUGAAACGAGGGGUGUUUGCUUAUCAACAUAAUGGUGAUGGUGCAAGCAUUGAUCGCUUUACGUUUACCGUGAGUGAUGGAGUUCAUGCUGGUUAUAUUUACCAAGGACACAGAACUUUGGAAGCAUUGUCUUUUAACUUGAGAAUAGAACGGUUGGAUGAGAGUUCACCAUACAUUGCUGUUAAUGUGGAACCGACAACAAUACAAGCAUUAGGCACGGGUAAAUCACCAGAUUAUGGAAUAUACUUGGACUCAAGUGUUUUAAGAGCAGAAGACUCAGCAACAAGCAGAAACGAAGAUCUUUUGUUUUCAAUUCUUACUCCACCAUCAUACGGAAUACUUCGUCUGGUUGGACAAGAAAUAUAUGAUGAUAUUUCAAUAAUGCAGUUCACACAAGCUGAUUUGGAUCAUCGUAAUAUUGUUUAUGUGAUAUCAAGUAAUCUACGUGUCACUAAUGAUAAUUUCACUUUCACUGUCCAAGACGCAUGGAGCAACAUGUUGUUUGGAAACAAAUUUUCGAUGUCAUGGUCCCGCUUAGAAAUGGAAGAAAAGAAAAUUAAAAUUUGUGAAGAAGUUGGGACGAUUCAAAUCAGCUUGCAUAGAAUGGGAAACUUAAGUCAGUCGUCCUUUAUCAGUGUUUUUGUGAAACCGGGAAGUGCAAGACCUGAAUUGGAUUACAAUCCAAGCAGUGCUUUACAAGUCCAGUUUGACCCUGGAUCAGCACAGCAAACAUGGGGUGUAACGAUAAAUACUGACGAAAUUGAAGAAAGAAGUGAAAAGUUUCUUGUGAAGCUUCAUGCGCCAGUAAACACAGUGCUCAGUAGAGAGAAACAUAAAACGCUGAUAAUAAUUAAAGACCAUUCGCACCCAACUUGUUCUGGCAGAAUUUUAAGAAAAAAGAAAAAAAAUAAGAAAAGUCGAAAAAAGAAGUCCAAAACAAAAAAAUCAAAAAAGAAGAAAAGAAAAAAGAAACAUAAAAACGUUGCAUCUGAUGGCCCAUCAUCUACCAAUGCUGUCAGAACAGUCCGAUAUGGAAAGAUUGGAAAUGGAAUUACAGUUUCACCUGCUUCGUUCUUUAGAAAUGAAACCCAUCGUAUUUGGAGGUAUCAUGGGAUCUUACCAGUAACUGUUGAUGAAACUGAAGAACAUUCUAUUUCUUUACCAUCAAAUAUAAAUCAACCAACAGAGUCAUCAAAUUUGAAGGAACUUCAUCUUAUAGAUGAAUCACAAGCUAAUGACGAUCCAGCUGUGUCUAAAGUAUCAUUGUUUAAAACAAGAAUAAAUGUACAAAACUCUAACGAAUCCGCUGUAAUAACUGUGAGAGGAAAUUCACAAACAGACACACCUUCAAGCAGUAUUUCUAAGCUUUGUGUUUUAUCAUCACGUGGUCGUCUUUAUUAUGACACUGAAAGGUCAGCUUUAUUUCAAUGCAAUGGUGCAGAGUGGAUACCAUGGGUGCCAAAUUCAAAACCAAAAGUUAGCACCGUAACAAGUCAGGUAGAAACGUGUGAAGAUGGAUGGAUGGCUUUUCAAAACAAAUGUUAUUAUGUGAGUGAUGUACAAGAUAUUUCAUGGAACGCAGCUCAGCGUUUAUGCCGUGAAACGCAUGCAGCUAAUCUCGUUUCCAUUCACAAUCGAAAACAACUCAACUGGCUUUGGAAACUGUCAAGAAAAAACUCGUUUUACUUAGGACUAAAUGGAAAACUCAAUCCACGAAACUGGGAAUGGAUUGAUGGAAAUAAUGUUGUGUUUACAAACUGGAAGAAUGGAUUUCCCCAUCAUGGUGGUGGAAGCUGUUCCAUUGUUGCUCGGAAAAGAUGGAUAAACCAUUCAUGUUCAUCAACCCCAUCGCAUCAAACUAAAUAUAUUUGUGUGCGAAAUCCAUAGAUCAAUUUAUUCCAAUCUAUCUCUCAAAGUGCUUUCACCUCAAUGUCUUCUUUAUUUAGCAGAACUUUUUAAAAUUUUAAAGUACAAAAUUUAAAAAACUCUUAAAAUUCCAUCAUGAAACGCAAAAACAAGUAAAACCAACACAUAUUAAACAUUGUUUAAUAAAACGUAAGUCUGGUUUGUCCUCCCUUGCUCCCAGGCACUCUCUCAUAUGUUAACAUUUUUCUUUUUGCGUGUGGAGUCAUGAUAGCGGUUUGUGAAAACCUCUUACAGUUGUCUACUUCUGUAAAAUCAGUAACAGGAUGAUAUUCAUUGAAUGUUAAACAGUAACCAUACCUUGAAUAUCAUGCUUCAAUAAAUUAUGUGCCUGUUGAAAUGGUCUGGCAAUUCCAACAUGUAAACUUCCACUUGAACCUGAACUAGGAGUAGCAUUUAUACCUCUGUCAUAGUUUACAGGUGGAACAACCUGUUGUGUAUUGGGCUCAAUAUUACAAAGCAAGCAGAAUGUUUAGCGAUAUUUCUUUACCAGAUUUUGUAAAUAUUGUGAGCAGUUUCCAUUUGUCUCAACAUUGGCAGAAAAACCCCGUUUUCUGAAAUAAACAACCAAAUGGAUUA
This is a messenger RNA of Ciona intestinalis (vase tunicate), 7479 nucleotides long. Lineage: Eukaryota; Metazoa; Chordata; Ascidiacea; Phlebobranchia; Cionidae. The record is from RefSeq and is a predicted model, not a curated record.